Silurus meridionalis is the source of this 2005-nucleotide messenger RNA. RefSeq names its product integrator complex subunit 15 (gene ints15). NCBI's taxonomy places the organism in Eukaryota, Metazoa, Chordata, Actinopteri, Siluriformes, Siluridae. The transcript is spliced from 8 exons. The record is from RefSeq and is a predicted model, not a curated record. The coding region runs from base 154 to 1518 and encodes 454 amino acids.
UUUUCCAGUAAACGCGUUGUAGAAACAGGCGGUAUGUCCUGCGCAGGCCGCCGUACAGAGCCCAGGCGGAGAUCUGCUGCUGUAUAAAUGUGGUGUUUUGAAUUAAAGAAUAAAGAAUUAAUGGAGUGAAGCGGAGAGGAAAACAACUCAGAUAUGAGUGAUAUCCGUCACGCGCUCUUGAGGAGAGAUCCUCUGAGUGCUGCUAAGGAGGUUCUGUACCACCUGGACAUUGCGUUGGGAAGCACGCUGCAGGCCGGCCCAGGCCUGGACAAGAACAUGGUGGAGCUGGUGGAUGAGUUCAUAUUCCACGUCCCCAAGGAGCGAAACACACAGCGCAAGAGGAUGAGCUGUGUGCAGGAGCUGCAGCUGCUGGAGAUCAUGUGCAGUUAUUUCCAGGAGCAGAGCAAGGAUGCGGUGAGACAGGUGAUCUUCUCGGCGCUCUUCAGCCUGCAGGGGAACAAAGCCGACGAGAACCGCAUGGCCAUGCUGGGGAAGCUGGUGUCCAUGGCAGUGGCCGUGUGCCGUGUUCCCAUCCUGGAGUGUGCUGCCACCUGGCUGCAGCGUACUCACACUGCGUGGUGUGUGAGGUUGGCGUUGGUGUUGGUGGAUGAUUACUGCACAUUGGUCCCGGGUUCCAUCACCACGCUGCAGAACGUCUGCUCCGCCAGCCCUCGCUUCUGCUGUCAGCUCAUCACCGCCGUCACUGCCCUGUACGACCUGUCCUCAGAUGAGUUAACCCCGCCCCACUCUCUGUUGGACAUGGUGGUUGGUUGGAUCACAGAAGACCCCAGACUGCUCCUCUUGACCUUCAUUAACACUCCACUGACCUCCAGUUUGCCCUUGGGGUGUUUGGAGGUCACACCCCUUGUGGGUCUUCUCCGCUGGUGUGUGAAAGCUCCGCUCGCCUCGCAGAGAUCUCGCAAACCAGCAAGCGGCACGCAGCUGGAGCAGGAGAACGGAGCCAUGUGCAAGGAGCUCUACUCCAAACUGCACCUGAGCGUUCUUCAGGUGUUCCUCAUGCUACAGGUGCACCUGACUGAGCAGAACCUGCUGGGGCGUCUGGCCGUGCUGCAGGUAGAGUCGGUGGCUGCUCUCGUGGAGGAAGUGAGCGCUCUGGUGGAGGAGCUGAACCCUCUCCAUGCCGCCAAUCAAAUCCAGCUGGCUCUGGAUAGGCUGGCCCAGGCCCUGCAGGUUGCCAUGGCGACAGGAGCGCUGUUGUGUUCCCGAGAGGAUCUCAGAACUCUGUGCUCCAGACUUCCUCAUAACAAUAUGUUACAGCUGGUCAUGUCCGGCCCGGUGGUUCCUCACGGCGCUCCGUUCCAGCCCAGCGUUUACCCCUACAUCCACCCCGCUCGCCCACCCCUCUCUCCUCACCCGCCUCUCUCCUCACCCAGCCCUCUCCUCACCCUGCCCUCUCCCUCACCCGCCCUCGCCACGCACCACCCACUCACGCCACACUCGCCCCUCCCUCCUCCUCACGCCUUCCACCCCGCCUUCCAGUACCGCCCCAUCCGCUAACCUGCCCCUCCCCCACUAUCCCUCCCCCACCUGCUGGAGAUCAGAUCAGAUGUUUUUUACUUCACACACGUUCCUGAAGAUGAACAGAAUUUCUUUUACUGAAACUCUUCAUACAUGUAAAUUUGUUCUCCAUGUGAAUGUUUCCUCUUAAGAAUCAUGUUUCCUUCAUGUGUGUGUAUCAGAUCCAGAGCUGUGAAAGAUCUCACUAUGAGUUUAGUAUCAGAAUUAGAUUUCAGAACCACACAUUAUAAUUUAGUUUCAUUCUGUUUACUCAAAAUCCAUCAUGGUCUCUGACGCUGUGUGUGUGUGUGUGUGUGUGUGUGUGUGUGUUACAGUAGGAGAUUGUAGACUCAUCAUAGAGAACAGAAACAAACAGGAAGUGAACUAAAGCAGAAUCUAAUCAGCUGCAGAUUAAACAAUAAUAAUCACAAAAAACAUGAAUUUAAUCAUCAUUUAUUCAUUUAUAAUAAAAAUAAUCACACGUACA